Molecule: messenger RNA, 3092 nt
Organism: Sphaerodactylus townsendi
Lineage: Eukaryota; Metazoa; Chordata; Lepidosauria; Squamata; Sphaerodactylidae
Product: myeloid-associated differentiation marker homolog
Exons: 1
Coding region: 1574-2443 (289 amino acids)
Cellular component (GO): membrane
Source: RefSeq, a predicted model, not a curated record
GUGCACAGGAUAAUCUGGUUCCCCAGACAAGCCUCCACAGCUCAAGUGGCAGAGUGGGGAAUCAAACCUGGUUCCCCAGAUUAGAGUGCACCUGCUCUUAACCACGACACCAUGAUGGAGUGUUUGUCAAUCAUUCCAGUCCCCCAAUCAGGAGAGUUACCAUCCAUCAGGAUUGGCAGCUAGGGUUUCCAGCUAUGGUUUGGGAAAUUCCUGGAGAUUUGGAAGGCGGACCCUGAGGAGGGCAGGGUUUGGGCAGGGGAGGGAUGUCAAUGGGGUAGAAUGCCACAGACUCCACCUUCCAAAGUGGGCAUUUUCUCCAGCUGAUCUGAUGUCCUUGAGAUCAGCAGUAAUCUCAGGAGAUCUCCAGCCACCCCCUGGAGGUGGGCACCCCUAUUUAGAACUGAUCACCAGACUAUAGAGAUCCGUUCCCUUAGAGAAAGUGGUUGUUUUGGAAGGGGGACUCUCUGGCAUCACACCCUGCUGCGGGUCUCUCCCCUCACUUAAACCUGCCCUCCCCAGACUCUACCCAAAAUCUCUGGGGAUUUCCCAACCCGGAGUUGGCAACCCUACCUUGGCUAGAUCACUGGCAGGCAGGAGCAAUCUUUCCUCUGAGCUAUGGGGCAGAGCACCUUUUUUGUAGAUGUGUGUUGCUUAUAUCACAGGGACUGUCCUUGUUUCAAAGUGAAACGGAAGGUUGAAAAAGGGGGCUGGGUGCCUGAACUUAUUGAAUGGGGUUUCCAGCUCCAUGUCAGGAGAUAUCUGGAGAUUUGGGAAGCAGAGACUGGCAAGGACGGGUCUCGGGCAAGGGAGGAACCUUAGCACGGUAUAUUGCCAUAGAAUCCAACCCACAGAGAACUGAUCUUGAUCAUCUGGAGGUCAAUUGUAAUAUCGGGAGAUCUCCAGGGGUCCCCUGGCGGUUGACAACUCCACCACUGCACCCUGGUUUCUGCCUCUGGCUUGUUCCUGGUUUUGCUCCAGCACAGCUGCCCACCCGCACCGUUUCCCAAGAUCGGGCUUCCCCAGGCUGUAGUUACUUUUUAAUCCCUGUUAAUCAUCGACCUGCCUCUCGCUUCCUGGCCAAGUUCCGGCUCUGAGUAAAGAGACACAUAACCAUUUAGACUUUGGGGAUCCACAGGUGCACGUAGGGACGUCUGCUCCCGGAGGUUUGGUGCCUUCUCUUACUCUGACCCAUCUGCUCCUGGGGGGAACUCUCCUCCUGCCCUGACUGAGUCUGGAAAACUGAUCUGCCUGAAGGCGUGCAGGCAGAGAAGGAAUGCGGUUGCGACUGCAUCCCACAGGGCGUGUUGCUUUCUUUCUUGCUACCUUGGGCAAGCAGAGCCACUCUGCUUGUACUGCUGUGACAUAGCUCAGGGCGUCUCCAAGCACCAACGCAGGGUCCGCCUCCCAGCGUCAAGGAAAGGCCACUCUGACUGGGCGUUCCUACUUGGCAGGACAACGCCCAAGCUCCAUGCCCCGCCAGCAGUCUCAUUACCACUCCUCUGUUACCAGCUAGGUUCCCUCUUGCCCCGUGCUAAGGAGUUGGACGCCACGGCACUGCUGAGCCCGGGACAUCAUGGCAAUCUUUGAGCUGAACCCCCGCUCCCUGAUCUCCCCGCUGGGCAUUGUCCGCUUCUUUGAGAUUUUCUUUGCUUGCACGGCCUUCAGCUUGGUUGCCGUCCAUUACAGCUACAACGGUUCCACUGGAGACUGGUGCAUGUUCACUUGGUGUUUCUGCUUCGCCGUCACCUUCCUCAUCCUCUUGGCAGAGUUCAUCGGCUUGACACAGUCGCUGCCUCUCUCCUGGCCGGACUUCACCUCUGCCUUCUCCAUGCUGGCCGCUCUCAUGAUCUUCACCACCUCCGUGGUCUACCCGUCGGUCUUCAUAAAAUCCAACUGCUCGGGCACGGUGUGCGGCUACAAAGGCGCAGCCACGGCCAUGUCUAUCCUCUGCUUCAUCGCUUACGCCAUCGAAGUGGGAAUCACCCGAGCCAAAUCCGGUGAGGUCAGCAGCUUCCUGGCAACUGUUCCUGGCCUUUUGAAGGUGUUUGAGGCCUUCGUGGCCUGCCUCAUCUUCUCCUUGUUAGAGAAAACGGCGUAUCAGUCCCUUCCUGGCCUCCAGUGGUGCGUGGCUGUCUACUGCAUCUGCUUCAUUGUCACGACACUCAUCAUCAUCCUCACCGUGGGACGUUGCCUUGCCACUUUGCCCUUCCCUUUGGAGAAGGUCUUGGUGGGCUUCAACAUCUUGGCUGUGCUCAUGUACUUAACAGCGACUUUUGUGUGGCCCAUCUAUAGUUUCAGGAAUUACUCAAGACCUCAGCCAUGCAAUUCUUGUGUCUGGGACUACCGUCUCGGUGUGACUUUCCUGACUAUAUUCAACCUCAUUGCCUACGUUGUGGAUCUGGUCUACUCCUCCAAGAUGGUCUUUGUGACCACACCGGCAUAGCCUGCUCUACCAGGACUGGUAGAGCGGACUGUACUUCGGACCUUGUCCAGAACACAAUUGUUGUUGUUUUAAAUGCCUCAACAGCUUGUUCGGAUGUGGGGAAAUGUGGAUGGCGAGGGGCUGGUACUUUUACCUUUUACUUUUUUCUGUGUUUCCCUUGUCUUCGUGGGUGGGUGUGUUUUAGCAAUUGUUAACUUUUUGCCUCCAAAGCCUGUUUCAUUGCUACGGGCCCCGCCCAAGUUCCAAGGCAGCUGCCGCCAGGCCUUGGCGAAUCUUGACCAGGUGUUGGAAGAUUGCUGCAGGGUGUGCUUGCAAAUGCUCUGGGGAAGGUGGAAGGUAACAGGGAGGAAAAUGCUCUCUGUGUUAGUUCGGUUUUUUUUUCCCUAAAGGGUGUGUGAUCCAGAGAGGAGAAAGGGAGAAGUAUUUGGGGAAAGGGGUAUGGACCACGGGAAUGGGGAAGUAUCACCGGAACAAAAUCUUGUUGCUCUUGAAUGUGGGAAAAAGUAGUUAUUCACCUUUGUACUCAGUGGGCAAAAGUAGUUGUUCACCAUUGAGAGCCAGUGUGGUGUAGCGGUUAAGAGCAGGUGCACUCUAAUCUGGAGAACCGGGUUUGAUUCCCCGCUCUGCCACUUGAGCUGUGGAGGCUUAU